GAGAGUUACGGAGUGUCCUUGAAGGCAUCGUCAUUAAGCUCCGCCCCCAGCGUCAGAGUUUCUUCGGUCCGGUUUGAAAGUUUGAGGAGCGGCGCAGCGGCGGCGAAGGACUCGAACCCGCGGCGGCCGGCGGAGGAAUGGGCUGCAGUCACAGCAAGAAGAAAGGCAGGAAAGCAGAGAGGAGUCGGAGCGGCCGCAGAGAUGAAGGUCAGUGGGCGUCGGCUCAUCCGGAUGUUUGUCUGGAGAAGCAGCUGGAGCGCUUUGAGUGGCAGCUGAAGAUUUUAAAGGAAGUGCUGUCGGCCAAUGGCAGCUUAGAGAGGGCGGAGCUUCUGAGACAGCACACUGAUGAGGAAGUGUGCGUUCUGGUCCUGAGCAUCCUGGACAAGGUGAAGACGGAGACGACGGCCGACCUGAACGUCCUGCACGAGCAGAAGAGCACCUGUGCUGCUGAGGAGCACGACAGGCGAGUCCGAGAGCUGCAGAACAAACACCAACAGGAGCAAAGCCAGCUGACGGAGACGUUCCAGGCAGCUGAACGUGUCCUGAAGGGUAAGGUGUUGGAGCUGGAGGCGGAGCUACAGGUUUACAACCGCCUGAAGGCGCGAGUGGAAGAGUCCACCUUCAAGAAGGACCUGCAGAGGAACAUCCAGGAGCGCGGCAGCCCAGGUGCAUUCUGGGAGUCUGAGCAGGAGUCGCUGCUGUUUGUGAUCGAGAUGAAGAGCGAGCGCGUGCAGGAGCAGAACAGGAAGCUGCAGCAGAUGAACCAGCUGACGGAGAAGAACCAGACUCUGGAGGACCAGCUGGUCCACGUCCUGCAGCAGAACGAGGACCUGACGGAGCGGGUCGACAACUGCCAGAGCCUCAUUCAGCAGCUGACCAGGGAGCAGCUGGACCUCAAGGGGGCGCUGGAGAGGCAGGUGGCAGUCAACCAGAAGCUUUCUCAGGAAAAGGAGCAGCUGAUGUUCAAGCUGAGACACCGAGAGUCACGUCCCGGCAUUCACCUGCCCGCCAUGAUGCAGGAGAUCACCCCCCGAUGACCCGGUUCUGACUGUGGCACGGACCAGGCCCGGCUGGCCGCUGAGCUGAAACAUCUGGACUCUGGUCUGGAGCUGAGAAACGCACCUGGGUCUGGUCUUCUCGCUUCAGGACGUGUGGAGCUUUAGCUCCUGAAACUGUGAAUGUUGAUGCUGACGUCAGCGCCACAAUCAAACCUCCCACCGAAUUGAAGACCAUGACAACUAACCGGCGUUGCCAUGGCAACACAGCAACUCUAGCUCAUGGAUGAAGACAGGAAGAAGCAAAUCCAUUAGAAAAGUGACUCAGGAUUAAUGCAGACCCAGAGAAGCUCCUCGCUGGUCCGUAGAAGCUCCUUGCGGACCCGGAGAAGCUCCUCGCUGGUCUGUAGAAGCUCUUCAUGGACCCGGAUAAGCUCUUCAUGGACCUGGAGAAGCUUUCCAGGUCCUGGAGAAGGUUUCCUGAAAAGGCAGCAGAACCAGACCUCAGUACGGUCCAGACCUCAGUAUGGUCUAGACUUCAGAACAGUCCAGACAUGCAGAUGUUUCUGGUCUUCUUCCAAAGCUGAAGAUGUUUGUUUACAUCCUGCAAGCGUUGAAGCACUGCUUUUGUUUUGUGGCGUCCUUGUUUAGGUUGGUGGGUCAAACUGACCCCAUCAGCCCGUCUGGUUCUCUGGCUCCAUUUUCCGCUCCGGAUUGGAACCAGCAACAUCACUGCAGGUUCUGUUCAUAGUCACCGGGUUGCUCAUUAACAGGAAGUGACUGGUCCUUCUGGAUUCAAGACGUCGUGCUGACAGCUUUCAGGACGGUUCUGGACGAGCGGGAAGGAAGUCCUGCUGUGACGUCAUCAGGCUUUGUUUAUUCAAAUGUGUUUUAACAGAGUCGCUGACAUGGUUUCCAUGGAAACGGGUUAUCAUGGAGAGCCCCCGCCCAGGAUGGAGCCCACAUCACUGCAGUAUUGAUCAGUAGCUUCUGUUCGGUACGUUCUGGUGCUGAACGUUAACCCGUCACGGUCCGAUUCUGCUGCUGCAAACGCUGGAAAGUAUUUACGGUUUACUUCAGGACUGACGUGGUUUGACUGAAACCGCAGACUUGUGCCAAACGUUUUGAAGCCAAAGAUCAGCUCUUCAGGUCCGGUGUUAUGCACCUGCACUUUCUAGCAGAGCUGACUAGAACCAGAACCAGGAUUCUGUUCCUUCCUUUACAGCUGACUGACUUCUCUGCCUGUUACAAAUGUUUUUUAUUUUUGACUGAUCGACGUUUUUCACCAUCGUGUAGAAACUUCCGUUUUUUUUGGCUUUACCAAAUAAAAACUGUAAAUAUCUG
Messenger RNA from Oryzias melastigma (Indian medaka), 2339 nucleotides. It is a transcript of the gene ccdc69, whose product is annotated as coiled-coil domain containing 69. The transcript has 9 exons. Gene Ontology annotation, molecular function: microtubule binding. The record is from RefSeq and is a predicted model, not a curated record. Gene Ontology annotation, cellular component: nucleus; cytoplasm. The coding region runs from base 138 to 1037 and encodes 299 amino acids. Lineage: Eukaryota; Metazoa; Chordata; Actinopteri; Beloniformes; Adrianichthyidae.